Molecule: messenger RNA, 392 nt
Organism: Mytilus trossulus (common blue mussel)
Lineage: Eukaryota; Metazoa; Mollusca; Bivalvia; Mytilida; Mytilidae
Product: cyclic nucleotide-gated cation channel beta-1-like
Exons: 3
Coding region: 6-392 (128 amino acids)
Source: RefSeq, a predicted model, not a curated record
CUGACAUGACUGGGCUUAGUCCUUUCUUGCCGCUAGAUUCGUCUUUGAUGAAUGAGGCAUCAAUUCUUAUCGAAGAACUUAGUUUCAACUUCGAAAAAGAUCAGGAAGAUAAUGAUGUGGAAGAAAAAAUGGAGGAGAAAAAUCAAAGAAGGGAAGAGAAAUCGGAGUUAAGUGGUGAAGAGAAAGAAGAGUUAAGUGGUGAAGAGAAAGAAGAGUUAAGUGGUGAAGAGACAGAAGAGUUAAGUGGUGAAGAGAAAGAAGAGUUAAGUGGUGAAGAGAAAGAAGAGUUAAGUGGUGAAGAGAAAGAAGAGUUAAGUGGUGAAGAGAAAGAAGAGUUAAGUACUGAAGAGAAAUUGGAGGAAAAGCAAAAAAGUAAAAAGAAGAACAGGUAA